GUUCCAGAAAAUCCGGAAAUUGUUGAAUUUCCGAAAAGCGAACCGUUCAACCAAAACUUCCGGGAGGAAAGUCAAUUGGGACGGAAAUUUCCGGUCAGAAAUUUACGAAAAUUUCUGUUUAACUCGCAAGGUUGUCACGUUCCCUAGGCUGGUAAAGGGAUGUGUUGGUAAGGAUUGGCGAAGCCAGAACAGCAUUCCUUCUGCUGGAUCUGCGUCUGAGUGUAAAGAACAACACGCAACCCUGAUUAUACGUGAAGACGAAUAGUACGUCUUGAGCGACGAACCAAGGGACUAAUUUGGAUCAGACAGUUGUGGGUAUGCGUGUUAGUCAAAGACGGCCACAGUUUGCUUUUGCACCAUUUAAACUGGGCACUUUAAGUCUUCCUCCUGUCCACACUUACUGGAGCGACUAGCUGAGUGCUUGGCCGGUGCAUCUGCUUGUUUGUCUCGUGUGUUUGCUCUGGACAAAUUAUACAUCUCUUGCGUAAAAAGGGCCACAGUGACUAGCGAGGAUCUUUAUAGAGGCAAUUCUUUGUCGGUCAUCUAAAUGGUCUUAGUAAAUAACAACUCAAAUUAACCAGGAAAUGAUGGAAAACAACACGUGUGAAACUCCUUUGAACCUGUUAAGGAAUAUGGAUGGUCAAAAUUUGAGGUCGAAACUUUUGCAAAUACUGAUCACAACUUGAGUUCCGUUUGGUUGACACGGACAUAAAUUAGCUUGAGGGGGUGGGGUGGGUAGAACGAUGCUUUGAGACAACCGUAUAUAAACUGACAAGGGUCCAUUAAUCUGUCGGGAAGUUUCUAAAAACAUAAUCGUCGGUGAUUGAACUUAUAAACGUCCAGUUUGAAACCCAACUAGGAUUUUUUAAAUAUUGCUGUAUAAAUUGGACAAAAUUUGUAUAAAUUGGACAAAUAUACAGCUUAACGACACUGAAAGAGAAGCAGUGUUGAGAGGCGAGGUUAACUAAUGGUGGGGUAGGGACGAAAUGGGGAGGUACAUUUUGUGUAAAGGGAGUGUAUUGUUCGAGUUGCCCCAUGGAAACCAGCUGGAGUUGAUCUCUGGGGGCGACCUUACGAGGUUCUUUAUAGCCGUAACGAUAGAGAGAGAGCACAAAACAAGAACGAAUCACAACAGAGCUAUUAAAGUGUUGCAGAUCAGGCAGAUCCCUGGUUUGGUAUAGACGACAAUUCAGCGGUGAUGACACAGAACACAAAAGAACAAACUUUAUUCGUUGUUUUUGGUGCUUCGGGAGAUCUUGCAAAGAAAAAGAUUUAUCCUACUUUAUGGUAUUUAUAUAAAGAUGAACUCAUACCAAAAAACACCAAGAUCAUUGGCUAUGCUCGCUCAGAUUUGACAGUCGACAAACUAAGAGCCAAAGUUGAACCUUUCAUGAAGCUGAAAGGUGAUCAAAAGGCUCAAGUAUCAGAAUUUUUCAAGCUUUGCUAUUAUGUUAAAGGCCCUUACAAUGAAGCAUCAGGCUUUAUAAAGCUGAACGCAGAACUUGAGAAACUAGGAGAAGGAAAGGAUGUUGUUCACAGGCUGUUUUAUCUUGCACUUCCUCCUUCUGUUUUCAUGGAUGCCUCUGAGAACAUCAAACAGCACUGCAUGGGCUCAAAGGGAUGGAACAGAAUGGUUAUAGAAAAGCCAUUUGGAAAGGACUCAGACAGCUCUGCUGAAUUGUCCAAUCAUCUGGCAUCACUGUUUCCAGAGGAUUCCAUGUAUCGUAUAGAUCAUUACCUUGGCAAGGAAAUGGUGCAGAAUCUUAUGGUUCUACGGUUUGGUAACAGAAUCUUUGGUCCAGUGUGGUGUCGGGAGAGCAUCAAAAGUGUUAUAAUAACAUUCAAAGAACCAAUUGGAACUUAUGGCAGGGGAGGAUACUUUGAUGAGUAUGGAAUCAUCAGGGAUGUUAUGCAGAACCAUCUAUUACAGGUGCUUUGUCUGGUUGCCAUGGAAAAACCUGCUAGUAAACAAGCUGAAGAUCUGCGAAAUGAGAAGGUGAAAGUACUCAAGUGCAUGAACCCAAUUGAAUUGAAGAAUACAGUGCUGGGUCAGUAUAUUGGAAAUCCUGAUGCAGAAGGGGAAGGAAAGUUUGGUUACCUCGACGAUCCCACUGUGCCGAAGGGUUCCAUCACACCAACAUUUGCUACAUCUGUGAUGUACAUACGCAAUGAAAAGUGGGAUGGUGUGCCAUUUAUCCUCAAGUGUGGCAAAGCUCUGAAUGAACGAAAGGCUGAGGUACGCAUUCAGUUUACUGAUGCACCUGGAGAUAUCUUUGAAGGAAAGUGCAAACGAAAUGAGUUGGUUGUUAGGCUUCAACCAAAAGAGGCGGUGUAUGUAAAGAUGAUGAUCAAGGAAGCUGGAAUGUCUUUUGAGCCCCAUGAAUCAGAGUUGGAUUUGACAUAUGAGGAAAGAUUCACUCAUGUCAAGAUGCCUGAUGCAUAUGAACGGCUCAUCCUUGAUGUCUUUUCUGGAAACCAGGCUCACUUUGUCAGAAGUGAUGAGCUAGCUGAGGCCUGGAGGAUUUUCACUCCUAUUCUGCAUCAGAUUGAAAAAGAAAAAAUCAAACCAAUUCCAUAUAAAUUUGGAAGCCGUGGUCCCGAAGAAUCUGAUACACUUAUCAAGGAGAGUGGAUUUGUUUACAGUGAUACUUACAAGUGGCAAGAGAAAGCAAAGAAGUAGAUCAGCUACAUGGCAACCAAGUGAAUGAAGCUUGAUUGCAAGACUCUUCUACCAAAUGUUCAAGUUACUUUACAUGCACAGCAUUCUUUUUCUGGACAAGAACAUAAUAAUUAUCAUUAUAAUAAUGUUGUAAAGAUUUCAUAUAUUGGCAGUCUAUAAUGCAAAAGCUUUGGGUGAUUUUACUUUUAUAUUUUGCCUGAAAAUUUGAGGCUCCUUUAGUUUAAACAGCCACCUUACAGAAACAAGUGUCAGGUGUUUGUCAUUUUGCAAGAAAAAUACUCGGGUGUGUAAAUUUUUCUACACUUAAAAUUUAAUUUUUUAUUGGUGAUUGUUAUACAGUUGAACCUUGCUAUCUCGCAUUUUAUUAUCUUGAAGUCAAAUCAUUUUCUCUUGGAUAUACUUUUUCAGUCACUCACUAUGUGCUGUCUUGAACCCCUGACAUCUCAAACUAUUUUUUUGUCCCCCAUAAGAGUUAAAGUUGGCGGGUUUCAACUGUGUGUAGCAUUGCUACAGUGUACUGUUGUAUUAUCUUCUGCUGUGUUCUUGGAUAACAUGAUUGCUGAUGGAGAAGCAAUGUUUGUGAAGGUAAAUCCAGUUGUGAUCAAUACUGAAUUUCUCCAUACAAUGGUAUUACAUUUCUAAUAACAAAAGCACCAGCUAGUGGCAUUUUCUUGAUGUACCAUGAAUUAUGGGGUAAACCCAGCCGAAAAACAAGGACACUUUUUUCAUACUUUUUAAUCAGGCUGUGUAUGGUAACAAUGUUGAUUGUUGAUCAGUAGUUUUAUUUUUUUUAUUCCAUUUGCAAAACAAAACUUAUCACAAUACUCAAAAUGUCGAUGAAAUGAAGGUAUCAUUGAAUCAGUAUCAGUUAUGACAUUCUCUUCAAUGUGAAUUGUUGUCCAGUUAUCAUUUUCCCUGAAAAAUACUAUCAUUUCACUAGGAUCAACCACUAUUCACUGGUUCAUUCAUAGACUAGAUAACACACAGGAAAAUAAUGUACAUGCAGAACCCCAAGUCAGAAAAGUGACUUGUGCUGCUGUGUAUUGUAGCAUAUGGACAUAAAAUGGUACAAAUGUUUGGUUAGAAUUAGGUAUGAUAUUUAACAAUAGAAUGUUUAACAAUAGGUUUUUUUUGCCAAUGUAGGGACAGGAAGUAAAAUUAGUUUUAUUACCAUCCUAAUACAUAGAGAAAGUUCUGCUUAAAGCAGUGUACCAUAUACUUUAAGUAUUAUUCUUAGGGCUUGUUAAUUAUUUUUAGGGCUAAUUAUUUUUCUAGUAAUAUUAAUUUUAGUAGUAUAUUGAAAAGAUAACCAAAAUUAACCUGUGAUUAGGCUUGAAGAAACCCCACAAUUCUUUCUUUGCCUUUGUCCUCUUUCCCCACACCCUCCCCUCCCCUAAUCUUAGUUUGCUCCAGGAAAGAAGAGCAUAAUAUUGGCAGUGUAUCAAGCUAUAAUAUCGACAGAUAUCUUCAAGAUACCGCUGUGGAUAGUUACAGCCUGAUCACAGGUUUAAAUGAAAGCUAGUUACUAAAGUAGAAGUUAAUUUGAAUACGCUAUUGAUUUUCACACAUUUCUUAAUUCUGUCUGAAGAACCCUUUACAAGGGAGAAACUCACACAAUGUAAUAAAAAUGACAUUGUAGUAUUA
Molecule: messenger RNA, 4324 nt
Organism: Orbicella faveolata
Lineage: Eukaryota; Metazoa; Cnidaria; Anthozoa; Scleractinia; Merulinidae
Product: glucose-6-phosphate 1-dehydrogenase-like
Biological process (GO): glucose metabolic process; pentose-phosphate shunt, oxidative branch
Cellular component (GO): cytosol
Molecular function (GO): NADP binding; glucose-6-phosphate dehydrogenase activity
Source: RefSeq, a predicted model, not a curated record